AUGGGUAGUCAGUGCAGCGACUGCAAAUGUCCAAAUCCGAAUGAGCCCGCUGUUGUGCAAUUGGGUCGCGCCCUCCCGAGCGACUAUGUGGCGAAGGUGAUUUCAGACUUUGCCCCAUCUGAGGGACCUGUUGUGGAGAAGGUGAUCUCAGAGGUCCUCGCGUUGGAUGGAUCCAUAGACCUGGAAGAUCCUGAAGAGCUUGCAGUCGACCUUGGAAGCACAGACCCUGCGAACCAUUCCUGCCAUGCAGAUGGAGCUUCUGUUGCUUCGAGAUCUCCAGAUUUAGCUUCAGAUGAUGUUGUCGUCAUUGUUGUUGUCGUUGUCAUGGCACCAAUUUUCCGUUCUUCAAACAUCACGCAUCAUUGA
Messenger RNA from Durusdinium trenchii, 366 nucleotides. NCBI's taxonomy places the organism in Eukaryota, Dinophyceae, Suessiales, Symbiodiniaceae. The record is from the annotation of a GenBank genome assembly.